This is a messenger RNA of Ophidiomyces ophidiicola, 897 nucleotides long. RefSeq lists its product as uncharacterized. The record is from RefSeq and is a predicted model, not a curated record. The coding region runs from base 1 to 897 and encodes 298 amino acids. The transcript has 2 exons. Gene Ontology annotation, molecular function: phosphoprotein phosphatase activity. Gene Ontology annotation, biological process: dephosphorylation. Lineage: Eukaryota; Fungi; Ascomycota; Eurotiomycetes; Onygenales; Onygenaceae.
AUGUCCCACACUAUCGCAUUCCACUCGAUAUUAUAUCCACCUACCAAUGAUUUUCCUAUGGCUGCUACCGCCGAGAAUAUUGGUACCCUCAUUAAAACCGAUAUCACAAUUACCCUGAUUCCCGACCUUGUCCACCAGAUCCUUUCUCAGCCUCCAUUUGUUUCUGUUCCCGGUGUUUUUAACAUCCGCGACAUAGGCCAUGUCCCGAUUGUUCGUCGUAAUUUCAUCUUUCGCUCCGGGAUGCUCUCCGGCAUUGAAGCUGCCGGCAAAGCCAAACUCAUAUCUGAGCUGCGAGUUAAGAAAAUUUUUGACCUCCGAUCCGCCCCUGAACGCAUGAGAUUAGGUACUCCGCACAUUUCAGGUGUCGAGAUCUGCUGGAUGCCAGAGAUACGAGAGCCAAUGCUGAUAGACUUGAUCCAAUUUGGUGCUGAGGACGGCGGGCUGAGGGCGACGUUCCACCUGUAUGCGGAUAUCUUGGAGACUCAUGUGCCUAUUUUCCGGCAGGUUUUUCAACAUAUUCGAGACGAAGGAGAUCAACCAAUUUUGUUCCAUUGCGCAGCUGGAAAGGACCGCACCGGUGUACUUACCGCACUCAUUCUGAGUCUUGUAGGCUGCUCCCACGGCGCCAUCGCCUGGGACUUCAGCCUGACUCGUAUUGGCGUGGAGCCAUUCCGUGAAAUAGUUUUGAAAGACCUCCUUUCGAGCGCGGUCGACUGUAAUCCCGAGUUGACGAAGGGAAUAGUGGGGCUUUGCAACAUCAACUUCGAUGCCAUGAUUUUGUUUCUACAACAGCUUGAGGCAACCUAUGAACGUGGUGCGGAGGGGUAUGUCAUGAAUAUUCUAGGUUUCUCAAGUGAAGACGUUUCCAUAAUCAGGAGAAACCUAUAUGGCCAAUAA